Messenger RNA from Centropristis striata (black sea bass), 2290 nucleotides. RefSeq names its product ubiquitin carboxyl-terminal hydrolase 26-like. Gene Ontology annotation, molecular function: cysteine-type endopeptidase activity; cysteine-type deubiquitinase activity. Gene Ontology annotation, biological process: protein deubiquitination; G1/S transition of mitotic cell cycle. The coding region runs from base 219 to 2006 and encodes 595 amino acids. The transcript has 18 exons. Lineage: Eukaryota; Metazoa; Chordata; Actinopteri; Perciformes; Serranidae. The record is from RefSeq and is a predicted model, not a curated record. Gene Ontology annotation, cellular component: cytosol; nucleus.
AAUUAGUAUACAUGUAUAAAAUAUAUGACAUACAUAUUUUGAACAAAACAUUCUAUAUGCUAAUUAGGACGGAAUGGAGAUGAUGACAAACACAUUCUAGAACAGUUCUUUUCUAUAUGUGACAAGGUUACAGACAGUUCAUAUCAGUUUAUCAACCCGAACAGUCAAGAAGUUUAGUUUAACCCAGAGUUAGAAAACUGAUCAAAACUGCAUUCAAGAUGUUUGUACUACGUGCUCUUCGACUUAAGAAAAAGAUAGCACCUGUGGAGGAUUUUGUGGCAGAUGAGAGCAAACAACACCUCAGCUCUCAUAAGAGUGUUGCUGCCCCCUCUGCUCCAGUGUCAGCAACAACAGCUGAAGCUGGAAAAACUAAAAAGACCAAGAAUGGCUUUUCAGAAUGGCUUGGCAGUUUCAGCCAGAAGAAGAAAACUGAACCCAAAGAGGCUCCCAGAUGUAAAGACAGUGACACCAACGUAACCGAUCAAUCUACAGAAUCAACUGAGUCAUCCAAGAAGACCUGUUGGUGGCGUCGGCUGUUUAAAUGUUGUAAGAAAAGAACACGAGUCUCUCCAUCUGCUGCUGCCCCCGAACACCAGGAGACUUUUCAGAGGAGCUGCAGAAAAACACCAGAAGAGACAAACGAGGAGAUAAAGCGGAGCUCACUUUCUUGUCAGGACAUGGACGUGCAGUCUGUCACAGAGCUGGAAAUAUUGGAAGAGAACUUGUCGUCGGCAAAAUUUCCCGAGCCGGAGGUCAUCGAAGUGCUGCCUGAGGAACAAUUUAACAGCAGCCGUCCUGAAGCACCAAAAGAGACAAUUAAGCAGCAAAAGUUGAGCUCGUUGUCACAAAAAGACCAGGUGGAGCCGAUCAUCGCCCAGCAGGGGGAUUCCUGCUCAGUCAACGGCCAGCCAAGAAAACACAAGAACCAGUUGCUGCUGCCAGAGAUACACGACGACUGCUUCCUGGCAGAGCAAGCCAUUAUCGAGGCUCUGAUCCAAGAAGAGGUCAAAGAAAGAGUUAAAAACAACCCAAAAAGUGUUGUCCAUUUCAGUGAUGGUGAUAAGAGAAGCACCUCUACCAUCAGCAGCUUUGGGUUUCCAAACAUUGGGAUGAGCUGCUACAUGAACUCCAGCCUGCAGAGUCUCCUGACACUCGAGAACUUCGUCAGGGACAUCAGCUGCCAGGAGGACGUUUGGAAUUCAGUCCCUGAGGCUCGACUGUUGAGAAGCUUCAUGGCAAUCAGAGAUGCCCGCGCCUCCAGCGACAGCAAAAGACCCCUCAUGUGCUCUUUUAAGGAGGUAGUCUCAGUCCAGGCGCCUGAGUUUAGAGACUGUCAGCAAAAAGACGCUCAUGAAUUCCUGACCACGGUCCUGGACCAGAUGAGGAGUCUGUCCCCUGUGCUGCAGGACAUUGCAGCCUGCAACAGUAGAAGAUACACCUGCCCUGUAGAAAAUCACCUGGUGUUCAAGCUGGAAAACACCAGGACAUGCAAGAGGUGCGGGGUCCAGUCAAAAAGACAGGAGGUGUUCACUAACCUUUCCCUGGAUCUGGUUCCUGGAGGAACUGUGGACGACAUGCUCCAGGAGUACCUGAAGGAGACGGAGCUGGAGUACAGAUGUGAAUGUGGAGGGAAAACAUCUGGACAGAGGUUGGCCUUCGAGACCCUGCCAAGAGUGCUCAUCUUGCACCUGAAGCGCUUCCGCUUCACCUCAAGCUACCAGAUGGUGAAGGUGCAUGACCCUGUCAUGCUGGACAGGGACCUGGUGGUGUCCUCCAAACUGGGUGGUGGCUGCUACAGUCUGGUCAGUGCAGUCAGCCAUCUCGGCACCAGUGCAACAUCAGGACACUACAUUUGUGACGGCAUCCACCCAGACGACUGUCUGGAUGAGCCAGCUGACCACUGGCUGACAUACAAUGACUCAGAGGUCACUGAAACAACAGGCGCAGCCGUGUGUGAGCAGCGUCGGAAAUCUGCCUACAUCCUUAUCUACGAGAGACAGGUGUAGGACAAGGGGAAGGACAGGGAAGGGGACACUCCAGGAGAGAAGGUAAGUCUGACAUUUUUUCUGUAGGUGGUGGUCAUCAGUCCCUUCCUUGUGAGGGCUGUGGGACCUCCAGCCAGCUGUUCCUGGCCACAGGACGUCCAUGGACAGAAAGAAAGACUGGACACAAAAGAAGGAUGGACGCAGGCCAAGGAUGAACGCACCGUGGCCUUCAUCCAGUGUCAGCAACAACAGAUGAAGCUGGAAAAACUAAAAAGACCAAGAAUGGCUUCUUCAGUUUCAGCCAG